AUGAUUCUCGCAAGGUCCUUACCCCCCAGCUAUGGCAAUGUGUUCGCGAAUCUCCUUGUGGGAUUAGACCUGGCCACUGCCAAGCCUCAGGAUCUUAUUCCUAAGAUCAUCGACGAGGAAAAUCGUCGUAAGAAAGAGUCCAUUGGACGAAUCUCCCAGGUCACCCGCAAAGGCCCUUGUGGCAAAUGCGGAAAGGCAGGCCAUACCACUGAACAACAUGUGGAUAAUUGGCAGCCUAAGGGAAAGAACCAGAGCAAUGCUAAAGGGAAGGCGCCUGCUAACAAGCACGGCAAGCGAAAGGGUAAAGGCAAAAAACCUGCCCAGAAUCAAGGUGGGGGAUCUAACGGUGGGACUUCAAAGUCUGCAGCCACUCCCUCAACCGGGACCGUCAUCACAGUCUAA
Laetiporus sulphureus 93-53 is the source of this 402-nucleotide messenger RNA. RefSeq lists its product as uncharacterized. The transcript is spliced from 2 exons. Bases 1 to 402 code for a protein of 133 amino acids. The record is from RefSeq and is a predicted model, not a curated record. NCBI's taxonomy places the organism in Eukaryota, Fungi, Basidiomycota, Agaricomycetes, Polyporales, Laetiporaceae.